Messenger RNA from Ailuropoda melanoleuca (giant panda), 316 nucleotides. It is a transcript of the gene PRIMA1, whose product is annotated as proline rich membrane anchor 1. Lineage: Eukaryota; Metazoa; Chordata; Mammalia; Carnivora; Ursidae. The record is from RefSeq and is a predicted model, not a curated record. The transcript is spliced from 4 exons. Bases 8 to 316 code for a protein of 102 amino acids.
GCUUUAAAUGGGGGCCGUCCGGCGGCUCCGGAACAGUCUGCCGCGGGGGGAGCGCGGACCUCCCCUCCCCGCGCCGAGGAUCGGCUGGGGCCGCCGCCAGGCAAGUUCGCCCCCGAGAGCGCUGGUGCCACGGGCCGAGAUGCUCCUCCGGGACUUGGUGCUGCGCGGUGGCUGCUGCUGGCCCUCACUGCUGCUGCACUGCGCGCUCCACCCGCUCUGGGGCUUCAUGCAGGUGACGCACGGUGAGCCCCAGAAGUCCUGCUNGACUCCUCUCCGCCCCAGUGCUUCUCUGGGUGUGGCCCUCGACAUCACUUGA